Molecule: messenger RNA, 277 nt
Organism: Racocetra persica
Lineage: Eukaryota; Fungi; Glomeromycota; Glomeromycetes; Diversisporales; Gigasporaceae
Source: the annotation of a GenBank genome assembly
UUGGCAGACAAACUGUGGAGGAAUGAAUCUGAAGAGAUUAAAAAUGAGUAUAAACAAUUAGCUAAAACAAUGAAAUGUUGUGAGCAAAGUUUUAAGACCGAAACCAUUGAUAAUGUUGAAAACUCUAUCUCGCUUGGGACCACAAGUGAUUAUCCUUCGACCAACACUGAACCUAACCUAUAUGGUCAGUUUCUAGCAAACACGUUAAAUAUUAAUUUGCCACCCAUCACCGAUGAUACAUCUACCAUUUCGGUACAAACAUCGAAUCUCCAAAAUA